AUGCUGAUAAAAAUCGGCACGCAUUGCGCGCAGUCGGAGCGCAUCAAGAUUUUCUUCAUGGAUGGGUCGUUCAAGACCUUUCAGUACGGGCGUGAGGAUACCCUCGAAGACCUGUGGUACACCGUGGUGCAGAAGCUCGGCCUGACCAACCAGGCGGCCGAGUGCUUUUUCCUCUGGUCCUCGUGCGAAACUCUCGAGCUGCUGUGCUACACAGACGAGACGGUGGUCGAAUGCGUCCAGCAGUGGCCCGCCACCUAUGGCAAGUACCACGAGCGCGAGAUCGGCAUCAUCAAGGAGUCGGCCUACGCCCUGAAGAAGCUGCGACACAAGGACUUGCCUGAGCUCCAGCUCACCUUCAGGACGACCAGCAUCCUCCCGCUCAGCCAGGAGCGUAACAUUAAGGACCCGAUGGCCAUUCACCUGUUCUACAUUCAGGCCGUGUUCAACGUGAUCGAAUCCAACUACCCCUGCGAACCCGACGUCGCAGCUGGUCUUGCUGGAUUGCAGAUGCAGCUGACGCUGGGAGACCACAAGCCCGACACGCACACGCCCGAAUACCUGAACCGAUUCGUCAAGGCCUACAUGCGGAGCUCGAAGUGGCGCAACCGCAUCAUCGAGGAGCACAAGCGGCACACGGGCAAGGACAAGCUCAUCCUGCAGCUGCUCUACCUGCAGCUGGUGCGACAGUGGCCUUACUACGGUUCGACGUUCUUCAAGGCCGAGUACCUUCCCGUCACGCAGAGCUUCUACAAGCAACCGUUCGAGGGCGAAGUGAGGAUCGGCAUCAACAUGUAUGGUCUGCACAUCAUCGAUCCGAAGAGGAUGAUCAUGAACACGUAUACCUACACAGACCUCAAGGAGUGGGAGUCGGACAAGGAUCUGUUCUACUUCCUCACGCCCAAGGGUGAGGUCAAAAAGCACAUCUACAAGACGCCACAGGCCAACCUCGUCAACGACCUCCUGUGGGACGUGAUCAGCGACUUGGCGCAGCACGUGAAGAAGAUCGACACCAUCAGGGAGAAGCAGGGCGGCUCGCGCAUCGUCACUCAGAAGGCCAUCGAGACCAAGUACCGCAACACAGUUCUCUCCCCCUUCCACGAGGACAGCUCCGCGACCAAGGGCAAGGAGAAGGAAGAGCAGCUGUGA
Molecule: messenger RNA, 1146 nt
Organism: Acanthamoeba castellanii str. Neff
Lineage: Eukaryota; Discosea; Longamoebia; Acanthamoebidae
Product: FERM central domain containing protein
Exons: 6
Coding region: 1-1146 (381 amino acids)
Cellular component (GO): plasma membrane; cytoskeleton
Source: RefSeq, a predicted model, not a curated record